ACGUAUUAUAGCCAACAAAUAUAUUAACGCAAACUAAAUUUAAAAAAAAUCGCAACAAAACUUUGCUCCAAAAAGUAACAAUAAUAAUUAAAAGCAAAAAACAAGAGAAUCGGGCGUAGGCGUUUAAUAAAAAAAUAUUUUUUAAACAAUAAUUAAAUGGUUUAAAAAAUUAAAUCUUAAAAAAUAUUUACUUUUUAUUCUAACCACAUAAAGCGUUCAUAAUUAAAUUAAAAUUAAUAGUAAAACAAAAACAACAAAUACGAAAAUCGUUCUUAACCUAAUUUCUGUUGUUUGAAAAUUUAUGUAUGUGUGUCCACAUGUGGCUUUAAUGGUUUUGUGGUCUUUGCGGUCGUAGUGGUAACGGUCAAUUUACGUACAAUUUCUCCAUUUAUGAUUUUUGUUCGCUUUGCUGUAUUUUUUUAUUUUGUGUUUUUAACGUGAGUGUAAAAGGUGCAAAUAAUUACAGUCAUGAUUAUGUUUUCCAUUAAAAAAAUGCAUUAAAUAAAAUUUUAUUUUAAGCACCAUCAUAAAAUAAAAUUAACAACAAAAAUACAGCAGCAAACCGUCUUUAUUACACUUAUUACGAACGUAUUUUACGUUUUUGGUUUUGCUGUUAAUGACAUCAAAUUUAAUGUUUUUAAAAUAUUUAAUAAAGACUUGUGUUAAUUAAUUAUGGUGUCAAAUUCAAUUUGGACUAUGUGUUUUUAAGAGUGAAAUUCGUUACAUUUUAUAUGGAACUUAUUUUCAAUUUCAUUUAAAAAUAUAUUAUUAAUCACAAUGUGGAAUUCGAGGAAUGUAAUAAUUCAAGUAGCAGUAGUUGUUCUAUUGUUUACCAUCAUACCGGAUUUCAUAUUGGCCUUACGUAAUGUCAGUGUGACCAUACCGUUGGCUGUUAAACGUGGUGAUAAUGCGAUUUUAAUCUGUAAUUACGACAUUGAAAAUGACACACUGUAUACGGUUAAAUGGUAUCGAGGACGUCGUGAAUUUUAUCGUUACACGCCAAAAGAGAAUCCAGCAUGGAAAAUAUUUCCAUCAACAAAUGGUUUAAACGUGGAUACCACUCAAUCAAAUGCUAGUCAUGUUUUUUUACGCAACGUUUCCACAGCGAUAACAGGCCGUUUUGCCUGUGAGGUAUCGGCAGAUGCUCCGUCAUUCCAUACGUCUGUUAUGUCGGGAGAAAUGGAUGUAAUUGAACUUCCUACUCAACGACCAAUAAUAACUGGAAUUCAUUCACGCUAUCGUUUGGGUGAUGUUAUAAAUGGUAAUUGCUCAUCCGAUUAUUCAAAACCAGCAGCAAAUUUAACAUGGUGGAUUAAUGACAUACAGGUUCCUCCAAAUUAUUUGCGUACGUAUGAAAUACAAAAACAUGUCGAAGAACAGUUAGAAACUUCAGUAUUAGAAAUUAAUUUUAUAGUAACACUACAACAUUUUAUAAAAGGUAGAUUAAAGCUCAAAUGUUCUGCACGAAUACAUCGAAUUUAUCAUGCUGAAACUGAAAAAUACAUAGAAGAGGACAGACCACGAAUUUUGGCUUCCGGCCGAUCUCCAGAAACAUUUCCUUACGAUCACAAUGAUGAGUUUGACGAUGAAAAUGGAUUAUACUUGACGCAUUAUAAAAAUUAUCAAUCUUCUGCCCAAUCGACUUUAAUAAAUCUUAAUAGUAUUACAAGAUUUAUGUAUAUGAUACUACCAAUGAUAAGUAGCUUAUUUUUUAUAAUAUUUAACAAAAAUAUAUUGAAUCCUUUGAGACUUGUACUACGACAACAACAACAAAGAGAACAUCAGCCACAGCAACAAUAUACAACGAGUAUUUUACAAAACCAUAAAACAAAACCUCGACAACAGAGACAAAAUCAGAAUCCGAUUCAAAAUGAGAAUAAGAAACAUAAGCAGCAGCAACAACAGAAAGAACAAAAGCACCGGUAUUGCCACAUCAAUUGCCUCAACCAUAAUAAUUACAAAAAGGAUGAUGAUGACGAUAAGAACAAUGAUAAUGAUUACAAUAAUAAUAAUAAUGAUGAUGGUGGUGGUAAAAUAAAAACAAAAACAUUAAGAAAAUUACCGUGUAGAAGGAAUAAAAAAGAAAUCCAAAAUUCACACUCCUAUAAAUGCCAAAGACAUGUUUUAAUUGCUGCGAACACAAAUACGGAUUCGGCUACAAAUGGAAUUAAUACCAACGAUAUGAGGCACGUAUUACGGUGAUAAGUUAAUUUACACAAUUAUUACAAAUAAUAUUAUUAAAUAAAUGUGUAAUAAGUAAAUAAAAUAAAACGAGCGACAACGACAGCUACAGCGACAGCAAGUGCUAUUCUCAGAGAAAUCUAGAUGAAGUGACACAACCAACAUAUACACACAAAGUAUAAUGAACAAAAAUCAUUAAACAUCCAAAUACUGUUUGUGAUUGCAAUUUGUAUAUGUGUGUAUAGUAUAAGAAGGACGAAAGUAAAACUAUUUAAUACACCAACAUACACAUACUCCUACUCUGGAGUUAAGUAAAUAAGCUGAGCUACAAUUUGAAUAAGUCGUUUUUUUCCAAAUGUAUGUAUAUGAAUGUAUGUAUGUGUUUUUUAUAUUGUUUUUAUUGUAACUGUACGUAUAUUUAAUAUUCGUAAAUACUUCUACAUAAAGCCAAAAUAAAACAAAAAAGUAAUAAACAAAAACUACAAGCAUUUAAUAAAUUAUAAUAAAUUAACGAAUUAAUUAAUUAACUACGAGUAAGAAGAGAUGAAUAUGAAAAUAAGAGAGAAAAGAAAAUAAAAUGGAAUUAAUUAUUAAUAAUACAUAUUUGUGCAAUAUGAGUAUUUAUUUAAUUACAAAAGAUUAAGAAAUAAAUAACAGAAGGAAUUUCAAUUGAAAUAUAUAAAAGACUAUUUACAGUAUAUAGUUGUACUUGUAAAUCUAUGGAGGUAAAUGGUAUGAUGUGUAAUUUGAAACAUACUUUAAGGCAAUUCACUGGAAUAACCGCUAAAACUUUUUAAUUAAUUUGUAUAGUAAAAAUAUUAUUAAAAAUGUAUGUACAUAUGUGCGUGCUGCAGGGUACAAUUAAGAAAAGAGUGAGUACGUAUUGUAAUCAAUCAAUUCGAUUUGCAAUAUUAUUUUAAAUUGUAAUUGCAAUUUAAGUAUGAAAUUGUUGAACUCGUUUUGAUGUUAUACACAGCCAUUUAUAAAUAACUCCAUUAUCACUUUGUGUUGUGUUUUUGUAAAUAUCUAUAAAAUUUAAGUUAAUAAUAUGUUUAAGUAUUAAUAAGCUACAAGCUGUUUGAAUAAUUUAAAAAAUCCCUCCCUCCCAUUCUACAGUUAGGGAUGGAAAAAUUGCUCAUUAAAAUGCAUUUAACAUAUUUUUUACAAUUAAGUUACAAUUUGUGAAAACAUUGUAAAUCAUAUACAAAAGUCAUUAAAUUAUAAUAAA
Messenger RNA from Lucilia sericata (common green bottle fly), 3409 nucleotides. RefSeq lists its product as uncharacterized. NCBI's taxonomy places the organism in Eukaryota, Metazoa, Arthropoda, Insecta, Diptera, Calliphoridae. The coding region runs from base 778 to 2202 and encodes 474 amino acids. The record is from RefSeq and is a predicted model, not a curated record. The transcript is spliced from 8 exons.